AUGUUGGUGCCAGACAAGUCACAGUCUCUUAAUUUAGAGUCUUAUGUUGCUCGAUUACGCAGAUAUUUUUCUGCCCUUCCUCCUACGGACCCUCGACACCAAAAUCCUCCUUCUAGUGUGCCAUCAGACCUUAAUUCUUGGAUGCAUGUUUUUAUUCGUGAUGAUUCUGUCAAAGGACCUCUUGUUUCUCCUUAUAAAGGACCUUUUCGUGUGAUUUCUCGCACGCCGAAGGUAUUCAAACUUGAAAUUAACGGUCGUUCGGAGACAUAUUUUGAGGUGUCCACAUCUUUUAAUGACCCCACUGCCACAACCAUCGUUGAACCUUCACAUGCACCUUUGACAACACCACUAUUUACACAUGCACCAUUAUCAACACCAACAUCGACAACACCACCUUCGUCGUCGCAGCCUGCCUCGAACAGACCUUAUGUUACGAGGUCAGGCAGAACUGUUCACUGGCCGGAAAAACUUUCCAAAACUAUUUAUAUUUGA
This is a messenger RNA of Octopus sinensis (East Asian common octopus), 492 nucleotides long. RefSeq lists its product as uncharacterized. Bases 1 to 492 code for a protein of 163 amino acids. The record is from RefSeq and is a predicted model, not a curated record. NCBI's taxonomy places the organism in Eukaryota, Metazoa, Mollusca, Cephalopoda, Octopoda, Octopodidae. The transcript has a single exon.